This is a messenger RNA of Myotis myotis, 3972 nucleotides long. RefSeq names its product mitogen-activated protein kinase kinase 4 (gene MAP2K4). The coding region runs from base 72 to 1466 and encodes 464 amino acids. Gene Ontology annotation, biological process: MAPK cascade; protein phosphorylation. NCBI's taxonomy places the organism in Eukaryota, Metazoa, Chordata, Mammalia, Chiroptera, Vespertilionidae. The record is from RefSeq and is a predicted model, not a curated record. Gene Ontology annotation, molecular function: ATP binding; JUN kinase kinase activity. The transcript is spliced from 14 exons.
CCUCGCCGAGGAAAGGCCGAGCUUGCUGCAUUGCAGCCGCCGCGGCGCCGCUCGGCUCCUCACUCCCAACAAUGGCGGCUCCGAGCCCGAGCGGCGGCGGCUCCGGGGGUGGCAGCGGCAGCGGCUCCCCGGGCCCCAUGGGGUCCCCGGCGCCGGGCCACCCGGCCGUCAGCAGCAUGCAGGUAAAUGAACUGGAACUUAUCUCUUUUACUUUAGGCUUUCAGAUAAACUUCUGUGAAAAGGCACAAAGUGGAAAUUGUGACCCAUUAAUCUUCCAGGGGCAUAGGGCUUCUCCUCAGAAAAUGCCUGACAGUCCUGUGCUGAUGCAAGUGAGUGCAGGUAAACGCAAAGCACUGAAGUUGAAUUUUGCAAAUCCACCUUUCAAAUCUACAGCAAGGUUUACUCUGAAUCCCAAUCCUACAGGAGUUCAAAACCCACACAUAGAGAGACUGAGAACACACAGCAUUGAAUCAUCAGGAAAACUGAAGAUCUCCCCUGAACAGCACUGGGAUUUCACCGCAGAGGACUUGAAAGACCUGGGAGAAAUCGGACGAGGAGCGUAUGGUUCUGUCAACAAAAUGGUCCACAAACCAAGUGGACAAAUAAUGGCAGUUAAAAGAAUUCGGUCAACAGUGGAUGAAAAAGAACAAAAGCAACUUCUUAUGGAUUUGGAUGUAGUAAUGCGGAGUAGUGAUUGCCCAUACAUUGUUCAGUUUUAUGGUGCACUCUUCAGAGAGGUAAUACACACUUCCUUUCUGCUGUCAGCAUCCUCAGCAACCGGUGACUGUUGGAUCUGUAUGGAACUCAUGUCUACCUCGUUUGAUAAGUUUUACAAAUAUGUAUAUAGUGUAUUAGAUGAUGUUAUUCCAGAAGAAAUUUUAGGCAAAAUCACUUUAGCAACUGUGAAAGCACUAAACCACUUAAAGGAAAACUUGAAAAUCAUUCACAGAGAUAUCAAACCUUCCAAUAUCCUUCUGGACAGAAGUGGAAAUAUUAAACUCUGUGACUUUGGCAUCAGCGGACAGCUUGUGGACUCCAUUGCCAAGACCAGAGAUGCUGGGUGUAGGCCGUACAUGGCACCGGAAAGAAUAGACCCAAGUGCAUCACGACAAGGCUAUGAUGUCCGCUCUGAUGUCUGGAGUUUGGGGAUCACGUUGUACGAGUUGGCCACAGGCCGAUUUCCUUAUCCAAAGUGGAAUAGUGUAUUUGAUCAACUAACGCAAGUCGUGAAAGGAGACCCCCCGCAGCUGAGUAAUUCGGAGGAAAGGGAAUUCUCCCCGAGUUUCAUCAACUUUGUCAACUUGUGCCUUACAAAGGACGAAUCCAAAAGGCCAAAGUAUAAAGAACUUCUGAAACAUCCCUUUAUUUUAAUGUAUGAAGAACGUACUGUAGAGGUUGCAAGCUAUGUUUGUAAAAUCCUGGAUCAAAUGCCAGCAACUCCCAGCUCUCCCAUGUAUGUCGAUUGAUGCCGCUGCUACGUCAGACUCUAGAAAAAAGGGCUGAGAGGAAGCAAGACGUAAAGAAUUUUCACCCGUAUCACAGUGUUUUUAUUGCUCGCCCAGACACCAUGUGCAAUAAGAUUGGUGUUUGUUUCCAUCAUGUCUGUAUACUCCCGUCACCUAGGACGUGCAUCCCCGAAGUAUCCGACUGAUCACAGUGUUCGUGCUGGUCAGAGACCUCAUCCUGCUCUUUCCUGAUGACAUACUCAUGAAACAUGGAAGUCAGUACGAUCAAUUUGUUGACUGUGAUUAGAUCACAUCUUUAAUUCAUUUCUAGACUCAAAACCCGGAGACGCAGCUACUGGAGUGGUAUUCGUCAGACUUCCGGUCCUGGAAAAACGCAGUGAUGGAUGUACUGUGUCUGAACGUAGGGACUCGGCACGAGUGAGAAGAGCUUGCACAGCCAGCGAGACGCAUUGCCUUCUGGAGCCGGGAGACAGGAGGGUUUCUGUUCUUCACCAAGUGCAAUAGACUUACUGAUCUGAGGUCCUGUUGCUUUAUGGUCACAGUCGAUGUUCGGGGAUCGAUGUGCUCGGCCAAAUUCCCGUUUGAAAUAUCAUUUUAAAUUAGAAUGAAUUUAUCUUUACCAAAAACCAUGUUGUGUUCAGUAAAAUAUCGAGACAGGACAGAAUGUGCUCUUUUCUCCUUGACCAGUCCUUCUGCUCUUCACUGGUAGACUCGGGAGUCUGCCCCUUGUCAAAGAAGGUGCUGAUCCUAAGAAUUGUCACUCAGCAUGUGGUGUGCUGCCAACCCGAGGUUCCACCUGCCACCAACCACCGGGACUGAACGAAGAAAAAUUACGGAGGGCAACGUUUACAGACGUUUUCAUGCGAGCAUCUUCUCUGGGACAGCUCCUAGCAGCUCUCUUCCCCCUUUGUCCCGAGCCUGAUACUUUAGCCAUCGUAACUCACUACCAGGGAGGAGUAGCGAGGAGCAAUGUGCCUUGAUUGAUUAGAUAGAUAGAGAUUUCUCGUAGGCAGCAAAAGACCAAAUCGCAGCUGUUUGCCGUCACUGGUCCAGGUCUUCGGUUUCUGAACCUCUUCCCCUCCCCUGUAGUCUCUUGCCACUGUGUGUCUUUUGCUUAAUCCAGUACUUUGCCUCCCCCCACCCCCUCUAUUAAAAACCUUUAUAAUACCAGGGAUGUUCCUUACCAAGGAUUUCUAGCCCCAAAUCUCUCAGAUGCGCCAGUGUUUAAAAGGCUGAACAUCAUGGGGCUCAGUAACGUGGUAGGUGAUGAGGCAGCAUCUUUCUAGAAACACGAGUGACCCAGGGAGGACCUGAAACGGCAGUCCGAGGUGAGCUCAGCACCUGCGAGACUAACAGGUCAUCAUUUCUUGGAAUUGGAAUUCUACAGAAUCAACCCCACAACCCAAACAACCCCCGAAUAGUGAUAAGCCCACUUAAGCCUGCUCUCUUUGCUGUGCUCCCCUACUCCCCCACCAGCCAGGUUCCCCUUGGGUUUGCUCUGGCCUCCCUGGCACUGACCAUUCGGCUCUGAGCAGCACUGUGAGUGGUCCCAGCACGCAGGAAUAUAAAACAGCUGUGGUCCCAGACCAGGUGAGGCCGUUCCAGAACCCCCCGGGCAGGUACUGCUGUGUCUCCUCCCAGAGUGACAGUCAUCAACACUAUACAACAAUAAAGGGAGAAUGGUGCUGUUUUAAAGUCACUUCCCUGUCAAUUUCAGAAUUCAAAAAUGAUUUAUCGCUUUGGUCCAUUUGCCUAAUUUUCCCAUUUUCUCCCCUAUGGCAUCAUAAACCUUAGACUUCCCAGUGUUCUCAAAGGAAGCGUUGUUAUGUGUCUUCCUUCAACCGCACCAAGCCAUCAUUCUCCGUAUCUCCCGGGGACUCAACUUCCUGUCUGCUGUCAACUUCCCGUCGGGCUCGCGCAGGGUCACUUUGCCAUUCUACAGUGGAGAUCAAAGCAGUUCUGACUGUCCAGGAGCUAAGCUGAUCUGACUGUUCUGUUGUGUGGAUGACCACAUCAAAGCAAUUUUAGUGUAUUAAUCAUAGAUUAUUAUAAACUAUAAACUUAAGGGCAAGGAGUUUAUUACAUUGUAUCUUUAUUAAAACAAAAGGGUGUAUAGUGUUCACAGACUGUGAAAAUAGUGUAAGAACUGUACAUUGUGAGCUCUGGUUAUUUUUCUCUUGUAUCAUAGAAAAAUGUAUAAAAAUUAUCAAAAAGCUAAUGUGCAGGGAUAUUGCCUUAUUUGUCUGUAAAAAUGGAGCUCAGUAACAUAACUGCUUCUUGGAGCUUUGGAAUAUUUUAUCCUGUAUUCUUGUUUGAAAUCCUCCUCUAUUUAAGAUAUAUACAUGGAAUCGAAGUGUUUAUGUAAUAGUUCUAUCCUUUUGCCUGCAGGUCAGUUGUAAUAAAUUUAGGAUGUGAUGAUGACUUUGUAAUUUGAUUUUCUGAAGUCAGACCCUGAGAGGGGAAGAUUAAGUAAAUUCCAUUAAAUUAUCUGUGAGUUUCACCUUGG